AAUCUUCACAUGUUGACAGAUUCAUGUUCACAGAUGAUAGUGAACAUCUCAAUGUUAAAUUGUUGAUUAAGAACUUGAAGAACGCGAUAAUGAAGAAAUUGCUCAUGUCAUGUAUGACCGGGUCUUCCGCGUCUCUCUCUGCCUCUUCUGUCAUUUCUCUCAAAUCUUCUACACUUGUCCCUGCCUCUGAUUCUCCCGCUCCUGCUAUCCCUGCUCUCACUACUCUCACUCCUGCUACUUCUGCUUCUGCUACUUCUGCUUUCUCUGCCUCUGUCACUUCUGCUGUUGUUAUCAGCUCUCCUUGUUUCAAAAAGAUAUUGUAUAGACUUGAUAAAUCACAUUUCUCAGU
Blastomyces gilchristii SLH14081 is the source of this 349-nucleotide messenger RNA. RefSeq lists its product as uncharacterized. The annotation marks the transcript as partial. NCBI's taxonomy places the organism in Eukaryota, Fungi, Ascomycota, Eurotiomycetes, Onygenales, Ajellomycetaceae. The record is from RefSeq and is a predicted model, not a curated record. The transcript has a single exon.